Thamnophis sirtalis is the source of this 1177-nucleotide messenger RNA. The record is from RefSeq and is a predicted model, not a curated record. Lineage: Eukaryota; Metazoa; Chordata; Lepidosauria; Squamata; Natricidae.
GAAGAGGCGCGUCUGGAGAGCGGGCGGACGGACGGACGGACGGACGGGCAGGCAGGCUCGGCGGUCUUGCUCGGGAGGUUGCAGCCGGGGUCUCCUUUCUCUUCCUCUUCCUCCGCUGCUGUUGCUGAUUCCCCCCCUCGCCGGGUCCCUCCUCCCCCCCCCCGCUCCAUCUUUGGGGGGGCGCAGCGGAGGGGCAGAGGGGGCGCCUGCGCAAGAUCAUGCCGGACCAGAUCACUGUGUCGGAGUUUAUUGCUGAGACGACGGAAGAUUACAAUUCCCCAACCACAUCCAGUUUUACCACCCGGCUACAGAACUGCAGGAACACCAUCACGCUGCUAGAAGAGGCUUUAGAUCAGGACAGAACUGCACUACAAAAAGUGAAAAAAUCUGUAAAAGCAAUAUAUAAUUCUGGGCAAGAACAUAGCCAAAAUGAAGAGAGCUAUGCCCAAGUGCUAGAUAAAUUUGGAAGUAAUUUCUUAAGUAGAGAUAAUCCAGACCUGGGCACCGCUUUUGUCAAAUUUUCCACGCUAACUAAGGAAUUGUCAACACUGCUUAAAAAUCUGCUGCAAGGGUUGAGCCAUAAUGUUAUCUUCACCUUGGACUCCCUGUUGAAAGGAGAUUUGAAAGGAAUUAAAGGGGAUCUCAAAAAGCCUUUUGAUAAAGCCUGGAAAGAUUAUGAGACCAAAUUCACGAAAAUUGAAAAGGAAAAAAGGGAACACGCCAAGCAACAUGGGAUGAUACGAACAGAGAUUACGGGAGCUGAGAUAGCAGAGGAAAUGGAGAAAGAGAGAAGGCUGUUUCAGCUACAGAUGUGUGAAUAUCUCAUUAAGGUUAAUGAAAUCAAGACGAAAAAGGGUGUGGACCUUUUACAAAAUCUUAUUAAGUAUUAUCAUGCACAAUGCAAUUUCUUUCAAGACGGCUUGAAGACAGCUGAUAAACUCAAACAGUACAUUGAAAAGCUAGCUGCUGAUUUAUAUAAUAUAAAACAGACACAAGAUGAAGAAAAGAAGCAACUCACUGCAUUGAGGGACUUGAUAAAAUCCUCUUUACAACUUGACCAAAAGGAGUCUAGGAGAGAUUCACAGAGCCGGCAAGGUGGAUACAGCAUGCAUCAGCUUCAGGGAAAUAAGGAGUAUGGCAGUGAAAAGAAAGGAUACAUUUUAAAGAAAAGCGAUGG